CGCGAACUUUUUUGCUUCCGCUUUGUGAUCUCUUUUCCUCUCGCUGCUCACCUCGUUGGUCCCAGGGUUGUGCUGGUUAGUUCGUAAUCAUGUCUGAAGAAAAUGUCUUGAUCGGCGUUAUUGGUGGUAGUGGAUUGUACCAGCUCGACAAUCUUACUGUUGUGAAGACAGUCAAUCCAGAAACACCCUGGGGCUUCCCAAGCUCACCUAUUACGAUCGCCGCCCUCCCUUCUGGCACCAAAGUCGCAUUCCUGGCGCGCCAUGGCAUCGGGCACGUCAUCCCGCCCUCGAGCGUCCCCAGCACCGCCAACAUCGCCGCGCUCAAAUCUCUCGGCGUCUCCGCCAUCCUCUCCUUCAGCGCCGUCGGCUCCCUGCGCGAGGAAAUCUCCCCCGGGUCCUUUGCGCUCCCCUCGCAGAUCAUCGACCGCACCAAAGGAAUCCGCGAUUCGUCCUUCUUUAAUGGCACGAGUAUCGUUGCGCAUGCGAUGUUUGGGGACCCGUUUAGCAACAAGUUGAUUAGGUGGUUGGAGCCGAGGGUGAGGAAGGCGUUGGAGAAGGAGGGGAAGGGUAAACUGUUGUUUACGGAUAAGACGAUUGUGUGUAUGGAGGGCCCGCAGUUCUCGACGAGGGCGGAGAGUGUGAUGUAUAGGCAGUGGGGAGGGGAUUUGAUUAAUAUGAGUGUGUUGCCUGAGGCCAAGUUGGCUAGGGAGGCGGAGCUUUCGUAUGCUCUUAUUGCGAUGGCGACCGACUAUGACUCGUGGCGCCCCCACUCGGACGCUGUGACCGCGCACGACGUGGUCCAGACCCUGCACGACAACGGUGCUUCAGCCAAACUCGUCCUCUCGACCAUCCUCGACGACCUGCACACUACUAUUAAUACCCAUCACCGUGCUCUGACGAACGGGAACUCUCAGGAUUUGGAGGCGAUCAGGGAAGAGGAGGCGCUCCUCCAGGAGAGGGGAUCCAUGAAGUUCAGCAUCAUGCCUGCCUCGCCACAGCAGAAGGCGGAGGAUAGGAAGAAGUUGGCGUUCAUCCUUCCUGAACAUUUCAAAGAUGCUGCGUAA
This is a messenger RNA of Coprinopsis cinerea okayama7#130, 1064 nucleotides long. Its product is annotated as purine-nucleoside phosphorylase. Gene Ontology annotation, biological process: nucleoside metabolic process. The record is from RefSeq and is a predicted model, not a curated record. Gene Ontology annotation, molecular function: S-methyl-5-thioadenosine phosphorylase activity. Lineage: Eukaryota; Fungi; Basidiomycota; Agaricomycetes; Agaricales; Psathyrellaceae. The transcript is spliced from 5 exons. The coding region runs from base 90 to 1064 and encodes 324 amino acids. Gene Ontology annotation, cellular component: cytosol.